AUGGUGUCCAAGAAACCCUCGUCCUCAUCAUCUCGAGCAGCGGCACCUGCAGCAUCCACAGUGCCCCCAUCGCAACUGGGUCUGACAGAUGGCGAAGAAGUUGCAACCUUCCAGCGACACCAGCACGUUGCAUUGUCGAGAGCAAACAACAAUGCGCGCACUGCAGCUGCGAAUGGAAGAGUCUUGGUCGACGCGAGUAGUUUGCAGCUGCUAGCCAACCACUUCGAUCACGUCAUGGCUGGUAUACAGCAGAGAGCCAAUCUUCUUGAAGCAUCUACUGACAGAAUCGUGUCUUGGAGNUUGACCCGCGAAACACAAGCGUCAGUGCAAAGACAGAGCUCGAGAGCCAUCGCCUCGAUCCAGGCUGCCAACGCAGAGAUCGCUCGGGUUCAUGCCUUACUGAGACAGAUCGAUGAACUCGAGACCGAAUUCGACAAGAUAAGACGUAUUCGCGACAUCGUGGCAGCUUUCAGGAGUCGAGUGGAGGCCCUGGAGAGGAGAGUGAGAUGA
This is a messenger RNA of Aureobasidium uvarum, 510 nucleotides long. The record is from the annotation of a GenBank genome assembly. Lineage: Eukaryota; Fungi; Ascomycota; Dothideomycetes; Dothideales; Saccotheciaceae.